AUGCAUACGCACCAUCCGUCCCCGGGAAAACCGUAUAAAGGCGGCACGUUCACAGGACGUUUGUUUACCAACUCUGAGGGCGAGCUGCUAUGUAGGAUGUUAAAGGCGGCGUUUAGGAGAGGGAUGAUGUUCAUCUUGGGGAAGGAAGGAAAAGUUGUCUUGGAUGGCGUCUCAUUAUUUAAUGGAUCAGUGAACGUUCUCGGUUGGAUAGAGCCGGAUUACGCUAGUUACACACAGAAAUUGAACGCGGAACUUGCAGCCAAAGGUAUCACAGAGGUGAAUAUAGACCAGACGGAAGAGCUGUACGAGACCUUAACAUUUGAUGGUCAACACAUUCUCGACGCCCUGCUGAGUUCUUAAAUACGAUGUAAGCGGAUUUGUAGACAUCUUUCUCAAAGAUUUCUUGUUAAAAUAAUUAAGCGUGUUGUAAAGGAUGUUUGAAUGAGAUGUGUUUCUUAUACUUGGAACAGAAAAUGAUGUUAUUAACGAAAUGAAAAAUUACGACGUUUGAUGAUUGUUUUAUUUGUCGGUACUACAUGCUAAGAGUUAAACUUUUCCAUAAGAUAAAUAGAAGCUAUAUUUUCAAGUUUUUUGCCUAAUAAAGUAGAACAUGGAUUAACUGUGCGUUUAAUGUUAAUCAUAAUAUAUCAGCAAUUUCGAUGAAAUUUUGUUCAUACAAUAGUUUUAUAAGUUUGAAUGUGGUAUGUCAAUCUAAUGCAUUUCAAUGAAAUGUUUAAUCCACUAUGUGUACAGCAUUAUUUGAUUUUUUCUUAAAUACCUAUAAUUAUAAAUAUGUGAAAAAACUGAUAGCGCAUAUAUGCACUUUUCACCAAAAACCUCGAGCGAUGUUGCUUACUGACAUCAUGUUUAUGUCAAAUAGUUCCUCAAAAAGUGCGUUUGUGAUCGUUUUUAUUUUCAUUUUGAGUAAAUGUACUUAUUUAUUUUAUUGUGCCUGAUAGAAGACAUUAUAUCUGUGAUUUAAUCAACUAUACAAUAUCAUAAAUAAGAACAGGCGCGUUGUAGCGCGUGACUCCUUUGGCAGGGGGUACUUAAUCAGAUUUUACUAGCAUGGUAAAUACACCGUAAAUCCGGUAUGCACGAAUUCGUUUUUAAGUUGUCCACUGACCAGUUGUUCUCAUUUUAUGUGUACCACUAUACAUUAUGUAAAUAAACAAUCUCUUCUCAAUAAUUAGUGAUAUAUUUGGUUGUAAUUGUGUUGUAGUUGAUUGUUUUGUUCGCUAAUUGUUCGUCUUUGAUAAGCCCUAUGUAAUUCUUAUGUAUUUAAAAUGUAAUUAUUUUAUUUGCGCUAUGUGUCCGUUUGUUGUAAUAGUUUCAUUUUAAUAUUUAUUGAUGCUCACAAUCAUGAAUUACAAUACUCUAAUAUUUGCCCGUGUAUAAUACUUGAAUACGCACAACAUCACAUACAUGUAUGCAAUGUCAUGUUUUCAUAUAUAUAUAUAAUCAUAAUACUCUUAUAUCAAACGAACCGAAAAAACAUUGAAUGUAUUUUUUGAUAAUAUUCAUUUUUUAAGAUCAGGAUUAAGAUAAACUCCCAGCUAAUGCGAUAUAUAUUUUGCUUCGUUGAUGGCUGUGACCAAUUACAGACUGUACAUUUAUAUGUCAUAUACUUAAUUACUGAAUCUUGUUAUGGCAUCUUCAAUUUUGUUUUGGAAGCCAUGCAAGUUUCAGUUAAAGCUGUAUAGUAUCAUGAUAUGGUAUUCAAUGUAUUGUAGCUGGUUUAUAAUUAUAAUUUCUGAAUGUAGCCAUUAGCAUACUGUGUUUGUAACAAUUGAUGGGAUUAAGCCUUGUAUUACACGAUAUCAUGUCUGUAAUGUAAGUUAACAUAAUAAUCGGAAAAUAAAGUCGGACAUAGAUAGAUAGAUAGAUUUAUUUCAACAUAAAAUGUACAAUUUACAUGGCAAUUUUAAAAUUAAGACAUACAGGUGUUAAACUAACUGUAUGAGUUAAUACAGCCAUGUCAAUCAACAUUACAUGUUAAGGAUAUCACAAAAAAGAGUUUUAAUAAAACUAUUAUUUCCAUUGUGGUCCUUAAAAUAUAGUAUUGUGUGACAUAGGAAGACUUAAAACAAAAUAUACUUAAUUAUCACAGUGUGGUUAUCAAGGAAAGAUAUUGAAUUGCAUAAAUAAAUAAACAGCUAAAAUGAUGGAACAAUAUGCGGCUUUGACAAAACAUUGUAAAUAGAGUGUCUAAGUAAAUAAAUAAAAAAAAAAAAAUCAGAGAUCACUGUAAAUCAACUAAAAUAGUGGGUACAAUAUUAACUAAAACUAUAUCAGAUAAAAAUAUAUGGAUAUCACAGAUGAAUAUUGCCAUGAAAAAAAAAUUGACCUGUAAAACUAACUAUGCAAUUGAAAUAUCUAUCUUUAUGCAUGACAAUUUAAAAAAUUAUUAGAAAUAAAUGAACUUAUAGUAAAAUUGCAUUAAAAGGAAAGCAAAUACAGUAAUUAAACCGAACUUAAAAGGUGUUCCUUGACCUUGCAUUUAAAGGAAGAAAUAGAUUUGGCAUCCCUCACAUCCUGUGGUAGACUGUUCCAAAGGUUACAACCAUUAAAAGCAAAAGAUUUGCCACCAAAGCAUUUGACCUUAGGAAUUGCAAACCUCUUGCAUUCCGACAUUCAAUUAAUUGUACCAUCGACCUUAACUCUGAAUACUAAAUACCUGACCUUAAUUGUCUUAAUUUACUAUUGACUGUCAUAAAGAUGUAUCCCAAAUCGUACAUGGUUGAUAUGUUUAUCGACUGUUUGACAAUUCUGCACGUGUUUUUUUAUACAAACCUUUACACGCAAUAACAACCGCCAAUGCGCAUUUGUCGUAAAACGUCCUAUCUAGAAGGUCUAGGUUUUAAAUCCUGAUAAAAAAAAUUGUAACAACGUCAGUUUAAAACUAUAUAAGCUAUAUAUUAUUCAUGUUUUCAAAAUGUACAAUUGUAACCAAGAAUCUGCCGAAUAUUGUUAUAUCUAGUGCACUAACCCUGUUGUUAUGCACAUGAUGUAGUUGAAGCCUAUUGUACAGUUAGUUCUCAAUAAGUGCCAAAGAAACGAACGUAUUUGAUUUCAAGAAUGUUCAAUUCAACUAAGACGAUAAUGUUACAGUACAUAUUUUAAUAUUUAUGAUAGGUAGUAAAAAACCUCUAAGUCUAAUUACUAGUUGAUUUCAAGUGCAUUGUUGUUUUCGAGUACACUCUUUUUUACUGAUCAGGAGACAAGAAAUUCCAAAGGUAUGUUAUAAAUAAAAGGUGUUGAUUUAAUAAAACAUCGCCAGGAAAACAUAAACAAAGAAAUUGAAAGUUAAAGACUACACGAUAUAACGUUUCAAAUAUUGUGCCGGUAUGUUAACAUAAUGUAAUGUAUUACAUCAAGAAAAGAAGGUUGGUAGUAAAUGUGUUUUACAAGCAAUAUUCCGAAGGAGGUCAUCGGAGGUUGUUUUCGAUUAAAAAAUAGCCGAGGCGCUCCCAUUGACAUGCAAAGAGUUAACCUUUGUUUCAAUACAUUGUUCGCGUGGAAGUACGAAAUGGUGAAGUAACAAAUUAAAUUGGUUAGUGUUUUGUGCCAUAACUUUAUUUUUAGAAUAAGGAGUGGAGUGGCCGUUUAUUAGCAGACGUGUGUCAGUUUAGAUUUAUACAAUCAUAUCCUCAUAAGUUUACCAGACAGUCGUGCAUAGUAUAUAAUACCUCUGCUUAUACAGUAAUAUGACAAAUUGAUAUUUAUAUGUAUAUUGACCAAGACAUGACCAAUAUUGUACAUAAAACGCAUCUGAAUAACGCGUUGAAACGGUUUAAUUGUAAACAACAACAACAACGGUAAGGACUUGAUUGAUGUGGCAUAACGACACUUUUACGAGUAUCAAACAUCAGUUGUUUCUAUUUAUUGCGUACUCUGAAUGACAUUUUAUAACAUUUGCUAGAUAUGAAUUUAACUAUUGUCUUAAAUGAUAUAAACAUCUCUUGUUUUACAUACAUACAAAACAGUUAUGUUCAUAAAAUCGCUCGAACAUAUGUUUUUUUUUCUUUCAAAACCAUUUCGGAAUUACAUAUAUGUUGUUUUGUUCUCAUUAGGUGCUUGUGUCUGAAGAUUGAUCAUGAGAGCGACUUUGAGGUCAUAAAUAUUUGACUCAAUGAACAUAUCAGUUUAUUGCUUGGUGCAGGGACAUUAAACUGUAUGACUGUAUUUAA
Messenger RNA from Mya arenaria, 4190 nucleotides. RefSeq names its product E3 ubiquitin-protein ligase DTX3L-like. NCBI's taxonomy places the organism in Eukaryota, Metazoa, Mollusca, Bivalvia, Myida, Myidae. The coding region runs from base 1 to 360 and encodes 119 amino acids. The transcript is spliced from 4 exons. The record is from RefSeq and is a predicted model, not a curated record.